Penaeus chinensis is the source of this 827-nucleotide messenger RNA. Its product is annotated as sodium-coupled monocarboxylate transporter 2-like. Gene Ontology annotation, molecular function: symporter activity. The transcript has 5 exons. The record is from RefSeq and is a predicted model, not a curated record. Gene Ontology annotation, cellular component: membrane. The coding region runs from base 27 to 827 and encodes 266 amino acids. Lineage: Eukaryota; Metazoa; Arthropoda; Malacostraca; Decapoda; Penaeidae. Gene Ontology annotation, biological process: transmembrane transport; sodium ion transport.
CAUACGGCCACGGUUUACAAAUCUCCAUGUUAAGCGCGGGGACAGUCAUUGGUGUGUUAUUGGCAACUGUUAUCUUCUUACCCGUGUUUUACCCGCUCAAGAUGACCAGUAUUAAUGAGUACCUGGAGCUGAGGUUCCGCUCGAGGUUCCUCCGCCUCACCGUCUUCCUCGUGCAACUUGUCCCGACGCUCGUGUAUUCUGGCCUCUGUCUCUAUGCGCCUACGCUGGCCAUGGCUUCGGUUACGCCCCUGUCCGUCGAAGCCAAUAUCAUCAUUCUCGGAGUCGUGUGUUUCUUGUAUUCUGCAAUGGGCGGACUUCGCGCGGUCGUGUGGGCGGACGUGGUGCAAAUGAUGGUCAUUUUGGCGGGUUCCGUGUCUGUCGUGGUCGUCGCCUGCGUUCGCGUCGGAGGCCUGCAGGAGGUCUGGGACAUCGCGGAGAGUGCUGACCGAACGCAGCUCUUUGACCUGUCCCUGAACCCAUACAAAAGACACACUACCGCGAACGUAAUGACAAUGGGAGCGGUACUUUUUCUUAAUUCUUAUGCCGUUUCCCAGACCAACCUGCAACGUAUAUGCGCGGUGCCAACCAUAGGUCAAGCCAGGAGGGUCCUCCUUAUCAACCUCAUAGGGAUGGUGGCCAUGAGUAUCCUGCAGGACUUCAGCGGCAUCUGCGCCUUCGCCACCUAUCACGGCUGCGACCCUUUGGCGAGAGGGAUCAUCACUUCCAAAGACCAGAUCCUUCCUUACUUCGUCAUGGAUCAAAUGAGCUUUAUAUUGGGGAUGCCUGGACUCUUCGUCGCCAUGUUAUAUAGCGGAUCCCUUAGGUAA